Messenger RNA from Emiliania huxleyi CCMP1516, 1122 nucleotides. RefSeq lists its product as hypothetical. The coding region runs from base 1 to 1122 and encodes 373 amino acids. The record is from RefSeq and is a predicted model, not a curated record. NCBI's taxonomy places the organism in Eukaryota, Haptophyta, Isochrysidales, Noelaerhabdaceae. The transcript has 2 exons.
AUGGCACAGCUUACUGUGCGGCUGCCACAGAGCUGUGACAGCGAUGGGCUCGCCCUCACUGGCCCUCAGUCACUUGUGCUGCGGCUUGGCAGUCCCCGCAUCUUUCGGGACGGGGAUAGUGUCGCCCAGCUGGGAUCGUUGGUCUACCGCACGGACGCAAUCAUUCGGAUGACGGCCAAGACAUUCACCACGUUUGAGCUCGUCAGCUUUGUACCAGUUGACUUAGAAGACGUUGAAAUCAUCAUGAGCUUCCAAGGAGGUCCGCAGAACGUCAGUGUCGCGCUCAUCGAAGACCUCCCCGCGCACACCAUCGUCGAGCUGGAGUAUGCCUUUGUGACUUACCCGGAAGGCCUCUUCGUCGCCCAAGACGGAACAGCACUCGACCUUGGAUCCAUGUAUGGCACAGGUGUUGCGACUGGGCAAGUGACUUUCGCCUACCGUGGUACCAGCACCAUCAUGCAGCGCCUCGAGCACCUGAAGAGCGUGCCAUGGGCCUUGCGCCUGUACGACUUUGAUGCAGGAAACAACCAUGAAAAUUGGAUUGACGACCCCGAGCCUCAACAUGCCCGCCUGUGGACCGCGCACAUUCUGAACGUGGCGUACCUGGUCACCCGCCCAAACUUUGCGGACCGAAUGGCAGCUGAGCCCAUCACUGAUAACCAAGGCACCUUGAUGAGCGCCGAAGCGAAGCGGGGCGUCCACGCGAGGCUGCUCUCGCCUCGAAGCUUCAACCUUGGCGUUGUCACCACAGUCUCCGGCCUCGGCGGUGGGAGCACGCUGGGCGUCGCCAGCUACGUCCUCAGGCACGACUUUUUCUACGGCCAACAAGAUGGGACGACUUAUCACGAACUCGGACACGUGCUCGGCUAUUCUCACGCCUCGACCAUGACAUACGGGAGCGAGGGGGGCAAAGCUGGAAAGGGGUUCACUCCCUUGGGCAUGGCAUUCGCCCGAGAGAUGGAGGUUGCGAAUGACAUCCUCAUCGAUCAGUCCAACUACGCGUUCCCCGACGACCACCAGAUCCGCUGCACUGGAGCAGGGUUCGAACAAGCUUGCUCAUGGUUCAUGCAGUGCACCGGACUCGCCUACGACGACGGGGAUGAGUACGGUUACUGCGAGUAA